AUGGCGCGCCACGGUCGCGCGGUGGCCCGUGCGGUCCUGUUGGUCGCGGCCGUCUCCAGCGCGGGCUCCGCCGGAGGGUCGAGCUGCGGCCGCGAGGAAGUGUGUGCCGCAGAAGACGUCGAGGCGGUCGAGGAGGCCUCUAUGGACCGUGGGUGGAGCUCCUUCAGUCGAGGCGUAAGCUUCUGCCAGCCGCUCGAUCAGCGGGGCAAGCGGACGCCGACAGCAGCCUCGGCCUCGCAGGAGGCGCGCGCACCGACCCCGCAGAGCACACGAACAACAUGA
Prorocentrum cordatum is the source of this 282-nucleotide messenger RNA. Lineage: Eukaryota; Dinophyceae; Prorocentrales; Prorocentraceae. The record is from the annotation of a GenBank genome assembly.